Molecule: messenger RNA, 684 nt
Organism: Staurois parvus
Lineage: Eukaryota; Metazoa; Chordata; Amphibia; Anura; Ranidae
Source: the annotation of a GenBank genome assembly
AUGUCCUGCAGUUCGAGUGCUGGGGUGGAUUCACAAUGUAUGGACCUGAAAACCGCACUUGUCUGGAGACUGGGAAAAUGGAGUGGGGAAACGACAAUAUGCGAUGAUCAAGAGGGCCAUUGCCCCAACCCAGGGAUCCCCAUUGGUGCCAGCAAAGUUGGUAUUUCCUAUGGAAUUGAAAACAAAGUAACCUACCAGUGUCAGUAUGGACAUAAGAUGUUUGGAUCGGAAACUAGGGAAUGUAAAGAGAACAAGAGGUGGUCAGGAUCUGAACCAUCCUGCAGAACUUUUUACACAUAUGAUACUCCGAAAGAAGUAGCAGAGGGUUUUGGAUCCUCCUUGGCUGAAACCAUUGAAGCCUCAGACAAGGACAGAGUUGAAGGUAGGAAAAUAUGCAAUAUAUUGUCUCAACCUUUGUACCCCAGAGGUACCCUUGAGAUGAUUUUCAUAUCUCAGGGAACCCCUGGUAAGAUGAACCCAUUGGGGUUCAUUGGGAAAAUGUCCCUUACAUUGGUUAUGGUAAGUGGGAAGAAUGCCACGCUUGCAGGCAUCUCACUGGCUCUGCCAAGUGGCUUUCGACCUGGACUAUGCAGGCACCAUCAGAUGGGAGGUGAGUUAGGCACAGCUCAAGGAACCCCUAGCCAACCCUUGAGGAACCCUAGGGCUCUACAGAUCCUUGAUUGA